Molecule: messenger RNA, 1814 nt
Organism: Prorocentrum cordatum
Lineage: Eukaryota; Dinophyceae; Prorocentrales; Prorocentraceae
Source: the annotation of a GenBank genome assembly
AGACCGAAGCCCAUCUGCGCUCUGGCAAGAUGACCGUGCCUGAUGGGCGCCAUGGAGAGUCCUCGCAGGAGCGAGGGCGGUCUCGCUCCCAGGAGGACACGAGGGCGCGGGAGCCCGUCUCCCCGCCCUACUCCCCGGAGAAGCGCGUGCACCGGCAGCCCGCGGAGAGGGGGAGCCCAGAGCAGCCCGCUGGCGACGGCGACAAGAGCCCCGAGACGAAAUCGCCGCGCUCUCCGCUGCGAUCCCUGGCCCGGCGCGUCCGCAGGAUGCGCGCCAACAGCGCGGGCGGCAGCCCGCGCAGCGCCGCCGACGCCAGCGGCAAGGCCAAGGUGAGGCCGGCUGGGCCACCGCCGUCGUUCGUCUCCAGCCGCAUGCCGCUCUUCCCCAUCCCCGAGUUCUACGACGAGGACGAGGACGACCCCCGGCUGAGCGACCUGCUGGGAACGCCCGCCUCGCGGCCCGCGCCCGGCGCGUCCGUGCUGCUCGGGGGCCUCGUCCCUGGCGUCGAGCUGGGGAAGGCCGACAAGCCGAGCCCCCUCGCCGGCUACUCUGCCGCGCCCAAGUCGCCCGCGCUGGUCGACGCAAGCCACGUCGGCGCCUGCGGCGCCCCCAUGGAAGAGGGCGGCGGCCACCCGCUGCCGCCCUCCUCCGCCGCUGCUGUCCAGGACUUCUGGACCACCAGGCGCUGCGUCUCGCCGAGCCGCCGGGCGCUGCUGGACAGCUGCGAGCCCAUGUGCGAGGACGCGUCGGCCUUCGCUGGCGGCCCCGAGGCCGCGGGCCUCGAGGAGCCCCCGUCGCCGCCAGCGCUGGGGGCGUUCUGCUCCAUCAUGGAGCUGAGGAGAGCCUGCUCCCCCUCGCGCCGCCGCCGCGGCUCCUGGGGGGACGCCGCCCCGAGACACCAGGACCCGCUCCAGCUCGUGUCCGCCCAGCCCGGGCCCGCCGAGGCGCGCGCCAAAGAGCGCCCAGGUGGGUCCCCGCGCAAGGCGCGGCCGAACCUCCUGGCCGUGCACCGCCGUGGCUCCCGCGACGAGGGCGCGGAGGGCGACACGCCGCUCAGCGAGCUCGUCGCGACGCCGCCGCUCAGCGAUCGGAGUCAGGCGCCGUCCCUGCUGAGCACCCACAGCCCGCCCGGCGAGGGGCCGUCCCGGCCCCGGGUGUACCGCCGCGGCUCCCGCGACGAGGACGCGGACGACGAUGCGCGCCUCGGCGAGGAUCUCGUGCCGCCCCUCCACCGCCGCGGCCCCCGCGAAGAGGACCCCGCGCCCUCCCGCCCCGAGCGGCGCCAGGCGCCCUCCCUGCUGAGCACCCACGGCCUGCCCAGCGAGGGGCCCCGGGCGCCGGUCCUCCGCCGGCGCUCCCGCGAAGAGGACGCCAGCGCGCGCUUCGGCGAGGACGUCGCCCCGCCCCGCCCGGAGCGGAAGAAGCCGGCGCCCCUGCUGAGCCCCAGCGGCGCGGCCUUCGAGGCCCCCGCCGCGCCCGGGGCGCGGAGGCACAGCGCCGACCCGCCCGCCAGCAGGGCGCGCCACGGGGCGCCCGCGGCGCCGCGCGAGGACCCGGCGGCGGCGCCCGCUGCGCAGGAGGGCGCCUCGCGCAAGACGCGCAGCGAGAUUGCCGCGGCCGCCGCGCCCGCGCCCAGGGACAGGCAGAGGGUGCGCGGGAACCGCUCCGACCCGGGGAUCUUCUCCACGUCGGCGCCGCGGGACGGCGGCAGCCACAUCCUGGACGGCGGCCUGGAGCACGCUAUCCUCGGCAACGCCUUGAUCAUCUACGAGGAGGAGAGCACGAAGUGCGAAUCCAGGUCCCCCGGGAAGAAG